This is a messenger RNA of Amphiprion ocellaris (clown anemonefish), 8327 nucleotides long. Its product is annotated as formin-2-like. Gene Ontology annotation, cellular component: nucleus; actin filament; endoplasmic reticulum membrane. Bases 305 to 4921 code for a protein of 1538 amino acids. The record is from RefSeq and is a predicted model, not a curated record. Gene Ontology annotation, molecular function: microtubule binding. The transcript is spliced from 19 exons. NCBI's taxonomy places the organism in Eukaryota, Metazoa, Chordata, Actinopteri, Pomacentridae. Gene Ontology annotation, biological process: intracellular transport; actin nucleation.
AAACAGAGAGAGAAAGGGGAGGAGGAAGAGGGAGCUGUGUGUCUCUCCUGCAUCAGCGUCCACAUCACUGCCACGCCAGCCUUAGUCACCGGAAUAUGAGGAAGAUCACUGUACAACACAGCUAAAAACACCAUCAGCAGCAGCAGCUCCUCCUCCUGCUACACCGGAUUUGUAUUCAGACAUUAGGCCACGACGGUUCUACCUUCACGACGCACAGGCAUCUAAAAACUCCUCCAGACAGGAGGAGCCUUUCUCAGGCAUGACCUGAGAGGAGAGGCAGGCAGCCAUCACUGUCUCCGUUAACAUGGGCAACCAGGAGGCAAAGCAAAAGAGAGCUGCAGCAGCAUCGGGUAAUGGAAGCUACCCUUCGCUGGACGAAGGAUGGAGAGAGGGAGGAGGGGACGUGGCAAAAAAAGGAGGAAAGAAACUCCAUGGUAAGCAUGGAGGUAAAGGAGCAGGCAGCGGUGGAGGAGGAGGAGGAGGAGGAGGAGGUGGGAUGCAUGGCACAGGACCAGGCAAGAAGAAAAACAAAUCCGACUCCAAGUCUUCUGUGUUCUCUAUCCGUAAGAGAAAGAGCAACCUUAAAGGGAAAGGAUGUUCAUCAGUGACAGGCUCCAAAGAGGAUGUUUUAGCAUCUCAACAUGAUGAACUGGACAGCACAAAAACACCUGAUCUGUCUGCAGAUGAGCUGGGACAGUCGGACAACGAGGCUGCUUUCCCCGAGAAACGAAAGAAAGCGGAGCAAGCGAAAAAUAUUAGAAAUGGAGGAGAAGGAGGGCAGAAGCCGGAGAUGCAGAGGAAAACCUCAGCAGCACCAAUAUCUCCCACAGAGGAUGGAGGACAGAAGGCAGGGAGCUCAGGCUCAGAUACAGAUAUCUACAGCUUCCACUCAGCAGCUGAGCACGAGGAUUUACUUGCAGACAUCCAGCUGGCUAUCAGGCUCCAGCACCAGCAGCAACAUGAUGGGGUUCACUCAGUAAUAGAAGCAGAAGGAUUCGGAGGAAAGGAUCUGAGCCGGGGAACAGCAGAGGGGAGGAGCAAACGGAGUAAUGGUGUUGUUAAAUUAACUCCUCCUGAGGUGCUUGACCUGACCCCCGAACUAGAGCUGGGGUCUGAUGCCCUGUCAUACCUUGAGACAGGAAUCCUGUCUGGAUCUGUCAAGCACACAACCCCACCUCCAACGCUACACCUCCCCUUUCAAACAGAGGUACAACAGCGGACGGAGGAGAAGGAGGAGGUGGAGCAUCUGGAGGCAAAUGGGAAGGGGCAGAGGGGGAGAGAAGUCCCUCUUUGUGUUGCCACAGGCACAAAAGACCAGCAUUCCUUGCUGCAGCAGCCCCCCCUCACAGACAUCUCCAUGGCUACUGCAGGGGGGACAGUCACCAUGGCAACCAGUAGCAACAGCUUCCCAGAGUUCACAUUUGACAGCACUGGGAAAACCCCAGGGAAGGAGGAGGAAGCAGGAGGUGAAACCCAGCAGGAGGAGAGGAAGUCCGAGGUGGAGCUUGAUCUCAGUCCUCCACUGGCAGACAUCAAUGACAAAAGUCCUGAACCCACAGAGGGGCUAAGCUCAGGGACUGUGUUUGAAGAAGGUGAGGGUCCCUUAGGCUCAGGCUCCAGUGCCGAGUCCCUAGAGGACUGUCUGAGCGCUGGUUCUGAACCCAACCACUCUGCCGCUGCAGGUACCAGUUCCUCCCCUGUGGAUGAGCAGUGCAGGAGGAGCAGCGUCUGCUCUACCUCGCUGCCUCCCCAGGAGAGCCCCACGUUAGCCAAGCGACUCCUCAGGUCCACCCACUCUUCCACCUCGUCUAGCCCCGUGGUGAAACCCUACCCUCGCAUCUUCCCGUCCUACAUCAAGACCACCACCAGACAGCUCAGCUCCCCAGGACACUCCCCAGCUCUGUCACCCUCCCACAGCCCCCUGUCCCCCCGCAGAGUCCACCAUCACUUCCACAGGAUGAUGGCUGAAGGUCACCGGGUCCACAGGAAGCGCUCUCGCAGCCUUGCUAGCAGUCUGAGCCGCUCAGCUGACUGGACUGAGGAGCUUGAGAGGAGGCUAAGGAGCAGAGAGGAGGAUGGAGGGAGCACUGGAGGUUCAGGAGAAUAUCUGGUGGGCUACAGAGGAGGAGGCAGCCAGCCCAUCUGUGCUACCAGAAGAUCCUCCUGUGGACAGGUCUCUACCUGUGGCUUUCAGGAUGUCUUCACAGGCCGCACUCUUCUGGAGAAGCUUUUCCUGCAGCAGCAGCAGGAGGAGCCAGAGGAAGCUGAGAGGCUCUGCUCCAGGAUCCUGGCCAUGGGCUUGUUGCUGCCGUUCACAGACUGCUUCAGAGAGCAGCUGGGAGGCAGCACUGCCCACAUCACCUCCACUGCAUCAGCCAAGUUUGAUCAUGACCAGCUGUAUACAUGGGCAGCUGUCAACCAGCCACCACACUCCCUGGACCCACUUGAAGGGAAACUUCCCGGUCAGAUCAAGGGCCCUUGGCUUCCAGCAAGGCCAGGCAGCGACAACAGGACUGUGCCCAAAUCCACAGAGACAGUUUGUCCAGAACAUCAUGUCGGCAUCACGGGUUUGAGGCAACAACAGAAGGAUAACCAAGAGGAGGAAUAUGUCCUUCCUGCAACAAAACUGAAGGAAAAACACGUCAAUGUUAUCCAGCAGCUGGAACAAACCAUAGAGGACCUCAGGACAAAGAUUGCUGAGCUGGAGCGACAGCCUCCUCUGCUGGACAAGGACAGCAUGACAACCGCCACCGUCACCACAGACCGGGAGUGUGGAGGAGAGGAGGGCCUGCUGAAGGUCGUGUGUGAUGCUCACCUGCAGACGGAGGCAGCUCCUGGUCUGGGCUGCCUGGAGGCCAAGUCGGUGCAGACCUCACCCAUGGAUGAAAGCUUUAAGUUCAAAGUGCCUUGUAGUGAGCCGGGUGGAGGAACCGUCCUCCUGCAGCCCCCACCCAGGCAGGAGGGCGUCCAGUGUUCAUGUCGGCUGCAGCCUCCUCCUCCACCCGCCCUUCCAGGAGGAGCUGUGCCUCCUCAUUCAGGGCAAGCAGCGGCACCCCCUCCUCCACCUUUACCUGGAGGCUCCCUGCCAGCUCCUCCACCACCACCGCCUCCUCCUCCACCUCCACUUCCUGGAGGUCUGGCUCCACCCCCACCACCUCCUCCUCCACUUCCUGGAGGUCUGGCUCCACCUCCACCACCUCCUCCUCCACUUCCUGGAGGUCUAGCUCCACCCCCACCACCUCCUCCUCCACUUCCUGGUGGUCUAGCUCCACCCCCACCACCUUCUCCUCCACUUACUGGUGGUCUAGCUCCACCCCCACCACCUCCUCCUCCACUUCCUGGUGGUCUGGCUCCACCCCCGCCACCUCCCCCUCCCCUUCCUGGAGGGCUCGCCCCACCUCCACCCCCUCCGUUAGCAGGACUUGGAGGUCCACCUCCUCCGCCACCACCUCCAGGCUGUGGGCCUCCUCCUCCUCCUCCUCCUCCUCCAGCAGGAGCCAUCUGUGUUCCUCCUGCUCUUCCAGGGACUUUGGGCUCCCUGCCUCCUCCGCUUCCACUGGGGCUGUUUGCUCUCGGUCUCACGCAGGAGAAACCCCCCAGGAAGGCCGUGGUGGAGCCGCCCAGACCGAUGAAACCUCUCUACUGGACCAGGAUCCAGCUCCACACUAAAAAGGAGGUAUCUUCUUCGCUGGUGUGGGAGACAAUUGAAGAACCGGAUGUGGACUUUGAGGAGUUUGUGGAGUUGUUCUCCAAAUCAGCUGUGAAGGAAAAGAAACAGCCCCUGUCUGACACCAUAACUAAGUCCAAGGCCAAACAGGUUGUGAAGCUGCUAAACAACAAGCGCUCUCAGGCGGUAGGAAUCCUCAUGUCCUCGCUGCACCUUGACAUGAAAGAUAUCCAGAAUGCUGUCCUAAACUUGGACAACACCAUAGUCGACCUGGAGACUUUGCAGGCGCUGUAUGAAAAUAGGGUGCAACAAGAGGAGCUGGACAAGAUUGAAAAGCACAUAAAAUCUUCUAAAGACAAGGAGAACGCCAAGCCUCUGGAUAAACCUGAACAAUUUCUCUACCAACUCUCCCUGAUCCCAAACUUCUCUGGCCGAGUCUUCUGCAUCCUCUUCCAGUCUAGCUUCUCUGAGUGCAUGUCGUCUAUCAUGAAGAAACUAGACACACUGCAGAGGGUAUGCAAGGCGUUGCAGGACAGUGAGACGGUAAAGACGGUCCUAGGUCUGGUCCUGGCCUUCGGUAACUUCAUGAAUGGUGGCAAUCGAACCAGAGGCCAAGCUGAUGGCUUCACCCUCGACAUCCUACCCAAACUCAAAGAUGUCAAGAGCAGUGACUCUCUGAAAAGUCUUCUGUCUUACAUCGUUGCAUACUACCUCAGGCACUUUGAAGAAGAUGCUGGAAAGGAGACGUGUGUGUUUCCUCUCCCUGAGCCUCAUGAUCUGUUUCAGGCCUCACAGAUGAAGUUUGAAGAUUUUCAAAAAGACCUGCUUCGACUCCGGAAGGACCUCAGAGCGUGUACAUCAGAAGUAGAAAAGGUGUGCAAGAUGUCAGAUGAGGGUAAUUUGCAGCCUUUCAAAGACAAGAUGGAGGACUUCCUUGCACAAGCUAAAAGUGAACUGGAGACUCUGGAUGCUCAACUCAGCAGCACUCACAAACUGUUCCUGGAGCUCACAGUGUUCUUCUCAGUGAAGGCCAAGGCAGGUGAGAAGGAGGUUUCACUCAACACGUUGUUCUGCAUCUGGCAUGAGUUCUCCUCCGACUUCAAGGACCAGUGGAAGAAAGAGAACAAGGCCAUUCUCAAGGAGAGGUUAAAAGCAGCAGAAGAGUGUUUCCGGCAGGCCAAGGAGAAGGCUUCCUACAGUGUUAAACCCAAACAUGCCUCUGGCAUCAAAGCCAAGCUUGGCAUGAAGAUUUAAGUCAGUGGACUUGGUAUGUUUUUUUCCCUGACUUUGGACACCAGCAAUGAGUCACAUUCAAUAGAGCAGAAGAUCAAACUAAGAGACAGAUCAUGACUGGCAUAUAUGUGCAGCUGAACCUACACUAGACAUCUUGCUUGGCUUGUUUAUUUCUGUUUGAUGACUUUUGUCUGUCAGCUAUCAGCCUGUUGCCUUACAUGACUCAUGAAAUCAACUCAGUAGUGAAAGAAUGCUGCAGCAGGGCCAUCAGUGACAUGCAGCGUAUUGUAGACAUCAGCUGGAAUAUCAACAUACUGUCUGUGCAGCCUUUAGCUCCACAUUUAUCAGAUAAUUUAAUGCCUUCUUACUAAUGAUUAUACAGCUGAAUGGUAAAGUCGAACAGUAAACUUGUUGCGUUUGAGGGAGAAAAAAGGUUAUCUUUUUACUUUGUCUAUAUCAACUUCCCACAAGCUCAGUAAGAUGUGAUGCUGAUGGAGAACCAGACUGAAGCAACGAUCACAUGACUCAGUAUUCUAAUCGUUUCAGAAAGGAUUCAGACUUUGUGCUCCACUGGGAAAAAAACUUGGCUUUCAAAAGCAAUGUCACAAACUGGAGUGAGUACAUGUAUAUUUAUAGUAACUGCUUAAGAGUUUACCUUGAAGUAUCUCUUCUAAGAUGUAUGAAUUCAAUGAGCAGAAUAGCCAACAGUUCACUCUAUUUCUCCAACCUACAAAGUGAGGUCAGAAAAGGGAGCAGAUCUGAAUAUUGUCUGAAGCACUGUUGCUAACACUGACUGUAACUGUCUGUCUGGUCACCUGUUGGUAUUUAGAUAGAUAGAUAAACAGCUGUUUGAAUCACUGACUCCAGCAGUAUUCAUAGGUCAUUUUUUGUCUGCAGUUUAAAUCAAAGUCUAUAGGAUCUCAGUUGUGGUUGGUUUGUUGGCAUGUGUGGGUACAGGUUGUAACGACACGUCUUUUAUUAGUCCAGAUCUGCCACCGACAGCUGCUCUGUCAGAAAUACAACAGAAGAACAAGUGCAGUUCAAACAGUCACAGAACUGAAUGAUGACUUUAGUGAUGCAAUUUGUAAUGUGUCUUAUAUGAAAAGACCACAUAUUAUCUGUAUGUGAUUUAGAAUUUAUGGAUUUUGCUAUGAACAGUGGUAAUGGUGACUUUAAACAGUUCAGCAUUCAGAUCAGCCACAUCUGGAUGCUGAACUGUGAAUUUAUUCUACAAAUUUCCAAUGAAAAAUUCUGUGGGAUGGUAAUUUUAUCAUGUUCCAAAGUUAUUACAAAUGUUCAAUGUGUGCGGUGCUUGUGACGCGACACAUCAAGUCGGUAGUGGAGUUCCUGCUACACUUGAUGCAGCAUGUCGUGUCUAACAUUCUCCAGAGCCUCAGUGAUUCUGUUCUUGAGUUCCUCUACACAGCAGAUUCUCGUUAAGAUAAGCUUGCACCCUGAGUUUCCAGUCUUUAAACAAAUGAUUUGGUGAUGGAAUGAUGUCACAUUGUAUUUCUGUGAACAUGUUAUAGGUUAGGAACAUCAGAGACAAUACUUCACAACAUGCACUGUAAGGCUGUGAUGUUUGGUCCAUAACACAAGGUUCAGGACGCUAUAAGCCUGCAAGGCUGGACAGAGAUAUCUUCACUGCAUUAACGCACUUGACUUUUCCAUUUAAUCGUUUAUGCGUUUAGUUGGAAUGUAACUGAUCUUGCUUAUCCAACACAUUCUGUAGAUAUAACAGUUUAGAGGCACCACACUUUCUGCUAUAGGGGAAAACACUGUGGCUAAGAGAAAGAUGCAGCUUUCAUGUUUCCUCAAAAUAAUGACAGGUAGAAUUGCUAUAGUGGGACAUUUGUGUGAAGGGAGGCAAGAACUAUGAUUAAAAUGGUUAAUUCACUGAAAACACAACUAGGAAGACUGCAUUCUUCCAAAUCCUCAGAAAAAGUUGAAAUUCUGAGUGUGGUAGGAGACAGGAGCAGCCAGCAGCAGCCUUAUACCUGCAUCCUGUAUUCAAUGAGUUCCAUACAGAACAUUCACUCUUGUUACAAUCCAUUAAUGAUUGGAUUGGAUGUUUUGUUGUAAAAGGAUGCAGUGGUGCUUAGUGGCAGCUUAGGACAAUCCAACAUCUGCUGCAAAUGUCUGCCAUCCCUCAUGUUGGUUGCCUUGUCCUAGGAAAAUAAUGUUGAAGUCAUUUUUGUUAAUUAGUUAGAUAUUUUAAAUCAUCAUGGGCCAUAGAAAAAAAGUGAUCAACUUUUGGUGUGAGUUGCACCACUAUGUGGCCGUAUACUGCACACAAUGAAGCAGUGGUAUUUGCACUUCUGCUAUAUAACCCCUGCAAGCUAAAAAGUCUGGUGGUAAUGACUUUCAGUACCAGCUCAAAUCUGUCCUAAAUUUCAAACACAGUUAAGCUUCUUUCAAUUAUUGCAUAAUAUUCUUUCAUGCCUGGCUGUUUUGGAGGUUUAUGGUUUGAACAUAAUCAAGCUGCCACAACAGUUGAAUAGGAUCAACAUAUAAAUGGAUGUGAAGUUGUGAAUUCAUCUUAUCCUUGAUGUUUUGUUAUAUUCAAUAAUCAGAUGCCACCAAAAUUGUCCACUAUGAUAUGUUUUUGAUUAAACUAGCAUAAUUGGAUUGAAUUUUGAAAUGAAUUCAAUUCAAUUUUAUUUAGUUUAAUGCAGUUUAUUUAUUUUUAUCCCCUGAAUGUGGGGGUGUGAAGCAUUCCCAGCAAUACACAGAGCUGGGUCAGUUUGUCUUUACCACUGAGGUAACAGAGGAGUGGAGUUACCAGUAUGGAUUUACAGCGUGGAAAAGUAAGAGAACUGUGGCUUCACCUAAACUACAGCAAUGAACACAUUCUUUUCAAUGUGGCAGUAAAUGGCCUCACCAUGACAUUGUAACUCUCUUCAUGGACCUUUAGACGCCUCCAUGAUGCUUUUUGUGAUGCUACAUCCCCACUGUCCAAUCAAACUUUGUCUCUAAGUGAAAAAAACUACUUCAAUAAGCAAUUGUACAGCAGCAGUGGUGAUUGGCAGAACAAUAAUGUCAUUGUGCAUUUUUUAAUUUAUGUUGAAUGCUAUGCCAUACCAUACCUGAUACACUGUGCGUGUCUGUAUGUGUGUGUUUUCUCAUCACCUGGUUGAUCACAUCUCUCUGAUUGAAAGCUGGGGUGAAGGAUGUGUACAGUGUAUUGAAAUACAGGUAUUGACUUUUGUUGCAAAAUUAAUGUAAUAAAUUGUACAAAAAUAUAUAUAUUGUGAGGCACAUUUUCUAUUUCUUUCACUGAUGUCCUCUUCAGUUUGCAUGAUACAACAGGAAGUUGAUUGGGUUUGAACAGUUUGUGCAUAAAAUGUUUCUGCAGACAUGCAUAUGAACAAGAUGCAUUGGGUCUUGGAACAAUGUAAUUUAUGUAAAAUAAAGAGAAUUAAUUGAG